GCUUUCUUCCGGCUGCGCGGCUUCAAGCUGAAAAACCAGAAAGUAAACAAGCGUGAGCGCUAACGUCUGACAGGCUGGUCGAUGAGGAGAUUUGCAGAUGUCUUAUUACAUGUUGGCUCUGUAGUUGACGUGACGCUAGAUUCCUAAUAUGAUAUCUGGACUGUCUUCCGUUUCAUGAUUUUCUUGCAACUCGCACCAAUGAUUGAUCCUAAAGAGAUGCAGACUAUCCGGCAUUCUGAAGACGCACUGAGGACUGCUCUGGUCUCUAAGAGACAAGAUUUGAUGGACCGCUACAACAAGUAUAGCCCCGGGGAGCAACGGCUACUAGAAGAUUGCCUGCGCCCUGAUAGUACACUCUUCCAUCCCAUUACAUUGCAUUCCCCAUCAGAUUGGAUCAUAUCUCAUCCAGAAUCUACACAGGACUUUGAAGCUUUCUACAAGAACCCCUAUCGGAAGACUCCCAACAAAGGAAGGAAUACCGUGUAUAUUCAGACAGUUGGUUCAUUUGGCUCUUCUGAAGAUAGCACCAGGCUGUAUGUAGAGUGGCUGCAGGAGUACUGUGAAGCGUUUUAUUAUGGUCUUGCAGUCAGACUCCUGGAGCCAGUUUCUGUUUCUGAAACGGCUUGUGCCUUCCGGAUCAAUGAGAACACAUGCAAUUUACAGGUACAUGCAGGUAGUCUUCUUCAUUACUUGAAGAAGAGGAAACCUAAAGAUGCCUUCUGCAUUGUAGGAAUCACAAUGAUCGAUUUGUAUCCUGAAGACUCCUGGAACUUUGUAUUUGGACAAGCUUCUCUUACAGAAGGGAUGGGCAUUUUUAGUUUUGCCAGGUAUGACGACAACUUUUAUAGUCGUGAGUACAAAGGCCGGAUACAGAAAUCAAAGAAGCUGACUCCUGGAGACUAUUCCAUAUUCAACAGUUACUAUACCCCACCUGUAACCAGUGCUCUACUGUAUCGCUCAUGCAGAACACUGACACAUGAAAUUGGUCAUAUUUUUGGGUUGAAGCACUGCCAAUGGAUGCAAUGUGUGAUGCAAGGGUCAAACCAUCUUGAGGAAUCAGACCGAAGACCCUUGGACCUUUGCCCUAUCUGCCUGCGCAAGCUGCAAUCCGCUACUGGUUUUAAAAUUGCCGAAAGGUACAAGGCCCUGCUUCGGUGGAUAGAAAGUGAUUUAACUACAGACACCCAUAUGGAAGCUGCGAAAACAGCUCAGAAACCCACUGCAGCAUUUGAAGAAUCUAGAAAGUGGCUAAUGGAAUGCUUGUGCGUGAUUGGUGACUAAUAUCCCUUAAAUGGAUCUAAGACGGCAGAAAGCUUUUAACCUCUUGUGCCACAAAGAUGUAAUUGUCAACCAAUUUGUAUACUGUUCAAAAAAAGGAGGGGAACACUUAAUUGAUGAUCACAGUCUAACAUCAAGUCAAUUAAGCUUGAGGAAUAUCAAUUUGUCCAGUUAGGAAGCACAAGAGAUUUUGAAUCAUCGUUGCCUGAUUUGAUGCAAAUGAAAGUGACAACUGGUGCAUUGGAGAGGCAACAGCAAGACAACCCCCAAAAAAGGAAAUGGCUUUGCAGGUGGUGGCCACAGACAGUUUUGUAGACAGUCUACAGUUUUGCAUUUUGCCAAUGUCCUUGUCACUACUGGUAGUAUGAGGCAAUACCUGCAGCCAGUUCAAGUUGCACAGGUAGUCCAGCUCAACCAGGCUAGCACAUCCAUACGUACUGUUGCAAGAAAGUUUGCAGUGUCUCCCGGCACAGUCUUAAGAGCAUGGAGAAGAUACCAAGAUAUGGGCCGUUACAUGAGGAGAGCUGGACAGGGCUGUAGAAGAGCAUCCUCCCAGCAGCAGGACCAGUAUCAUCUUCUUUGUGUGAAGAAGAACAAGAGAGAGCACUGCCAUAGCCCUACAAAAUGACCUCCAGCUGGCUACAGGUGUACAUGUCUCUGACUAAACUAUCAGAAACAGAAUGCCUGGACAUCAGGAGUGCACACAAGCACAUGGGGGCCAUACACACUACUGAGUCACAUUAGGCAUUGUUGUGAUGAAAUUCACGCAAGUUGGAUCAACCUGUGAUUUCAAUUUCUGAUUUUGAUUUUUGGUGUGAUGUUAAAUUUUUGUUUCCAUUGACCAUUGUUACAUCAUUUUGUUCUCAAUGAAUUACACAGUAUUACACAGCAAAGAUUUUCCACUUGAAUAUUUCGAGAUCCAAUGUGUCAUUUAAGUGUUCCCUUCAUUUUUUUGAGCAGUGUAUUUACUAACUGUACAACCUGUCUAUAUGGUAGUAGCAGCUAAUAGCUACCCCCUGUACGUGUCUGAUCAUAUUUAUAUAAGCAAAGUGAGUGACUGACAUGUAAAAUCAUUUACUUGGUCUGUUUAAUCACACAUUAAAGAAAAAAAAAAAGGAUCGGGGACAUUUAUUUAUUUAGAAAAAAUUCAAUAGUUUGGCAACAGUAACAACCCUGGCAAACACAUCAUUCACGGUAAGAGGGAGAGUUUGUAAUUUAAUAUUGCCAUAUACACCCUUUCUUAUCUAUACUCUAAUGAACUGAUAAAAUGUACAAACGAAUAAAGCAUUUGACUCAAAAAUACUGAAAUCAAACAUGAUUACAAAAGUGCAAAAGUUGCAAAGAUACCCUUCCCAAUAAAAUGACAUAACAAGACCAAUAAAAGUUUCGUGUUAUCUCCUGAAACUAGGACACACAUUGAGGAGUACAUUCUUGCCAAAGGUAUCAGAUAUAUUUGAACUUGUUGUAAAACAUGAAAAAAAUGUAGUUUCAGAAAGAUCCAUAUGGGAGUAGACAAGUACUGCAUGUUAAGGCCACUUUAUUUUAUGUAUCAAAUAACUGUCAGUUUGCUUGAAAAUGCACUGCACUUUCAGAAUAGAAUUGUAUACACUUUUUAAAAAUAUCUGGGAUAUUAGAACUGGAGUUUUUUCUUAUCUACUAUAUGCAUUAACAAAAAUACACGUAAUUUCAACUCUGAGUGUAGGGCCAGGAAUCCACAACUAUGAAAGAUUUCUUGUUGAAUUUCUGUUGUGGCUGCUCCUUGUACAUACAGUAGUUAGUUUGCUUUUCCUGAGGUCUCUAUUCAGAUGUUUACUUCAUUUUUAAGUUGAAAACUGUUGUUAUAUG
Messenger RNA from Erpetoichthys calabaricus (reedfish), 3123 nucleotides. It is a transcript of the gene amz2, whose product is annotated as archaemetzincin-2. The record is from RefSeq and is a predicted model, not a curated record. NCBI's taxonomy places the organism in Eukaryota, Metazoa, Chordata, Cladistia, Polypteriformes, Polypteridae. Gene Ontology annotation, biological process: proteolysis. Bases 175 to 1281 code for a protein of 368 amino acids. The transcript has 8 exons. Gene Ontology annotation, molecular function: metallopeptidase activity.